Molecule: messenger RNA, 5275 nt
Organism: Schistosoma rodhaini
Lineage: Eukaryota; Metazoa; Platyhelminthes; Trematoda; Strigeidida; Schistosomatidae
Source: the annotation of a GenBank genome assembly
ACACAUGGUGUUGAAGCGCGCUACAUGAAUGUAGUUCACUCUUUUGAGUUGUCUUAUCUACUGUUUCUUAAUGUCUAAAGAAGUAACAAUAUGUCACUACAUUUUGUGAUUGAAUUAUGAUAGUAGAUGGUCGAAAUCUGUCAAGUUAAAUUCCUUAUGAUUUUGAAAUCAAGUAUAAUUAUUGUUUAAAGGAUUCUUAUUACGAGAACAUGAAUGAAUCAUUUUCACAGAAACAUGAAAUUUCGAAAGCUCUAGUUGAAUUAAAACUUUCAAUUUUUGAUACCUUGAUUCAUGACAAAAUAUGGAACAGAGUUGCUAAUGAUAUCCUGAAAACUCCGUCUUUUGAUUCCAGUUUUGAUAAACGAAAUAAUCUUAACACCUUGUCAAUGAUCAGGCUGUUACCCAGUUAUGAAAACCUGUUGAUCAAUUUCAAAGAAAAACUACUAAAUAUAAUAAAUUCCUGUCAACCAAAUGAUUAUGAGGAUUUAAUGACAACAUUAUAUAAUCAGUUGGAGUGCAAUGAUAAUAAUGAAAGUAAUAAACAUCCAAAUGAUCUUUUACAAUUAAUGCCAUCCUCUUCAUCUAAUCAAUACACAAAACAAUCAAUUAGUGAUCAUAAUGAUAAUGUUAGUGAGAAUAAUCAUUUUUCAUCUGAUGAAACCAAAUUGAAGACGAAAUCUUCACGUCGCUACUCAACAUUUUCUAAUUCUUCAUCUGUUUGUAUACCAUCAAAUUCAUCAUCUUCCUUUACAUCAUUCUGUUUAUCAUCAUCAUCGUCGUCCUCAUCAUCAACUGAAGGUAGUUCAUUAACUCUAUGCCCAAUAUCUUCACCAUCAUUACAACCGAAGAUAAUGUCCAAUACAUUAAAACAACAAAUCAAUAAAAUUCCUCAUCAUCAAAAAAAUAAACAUAAAGAUGUUAAGAAAUCACAUAGACAUGAAAUCCAUAAUGAUUUAUCUGAACAAAAUUCUAGUAAAGAUCUAUUUCAACGUCCAUCAUUGGAUAGUCCUUCAAAUAUUCAUAAUGCAAUUUAUUCAUUUAGUGAUGCUGAUUCUACAUUUUCCAGUUGUCUUAAUAAUGUUGAAUUUACAGUAAUGAAUCAAGAUCAAUUAAUUAGUUUGGCCAGUGCUUUAGACAGUCGUUCUAGUCGAUUAGAUUGUCGUCAAAAAGCUUUAAAACAAUUAGUUCAUUUACCAAUCAUCGAUGUACAAGCUUGUGAAGUUUGGAUAUAUUUAAAUCAGAAUAUAGCAUCUCAGUCUCCACCUUUGAUGAAAACAACUUCGUUCACAACACAGAAGCAAACAACAAGAAAAACUGUAUCAUCAUCAUCGUCAUCUUCAUUCUCAUUGGUCAGUCAAGAUCGAUCCACGACAAAUAAUAAUAAUAAUAAUAAUAAUAAUAAUAAUUUACCCAAGUUAUAUUCAGUAACAAAUACUCCUGAUAUAGUAGAUCAGAUUAAGGUUGAAAAUAAAACUCCUCGUAAAUUACCAUCAUCAGCCUCAUCAUUACCCUUAUCAUCAUCACUGAAGUCAAAAACAUUCAGCGUUGUUCAACAUAGUAUGCCAACUGAAGAAAACCUUUCAACUGAUGAUAAUCAUGAAAAUAAUAAAAAUAUAUCAAUCCGUACUACCAGUAAAAAUAAUAAUGAUAGUAAUAGUCAUAUAACUAAUAAUAUGAAAAUGAUUACAACUGGUGGUUUAAGACGUGGUUUAGCCGAUGCGUUAAAUGAUGAAGAUGAUAUUUUAUGGAGUCUUUCAUUACGGUAUAUAAGCAAAGGACUUUCAACUACUCCGCCAAAUAUUCGAGAAACUUACAGUUUAUUAAUUGAAUAUCUUCAACUACAAUUCACUAAAAAUGCUCAUCACUACCCAUUUCUGAAAGACGGUGUUGAUUUUCAACAAAAUCAUAACAAGAGAGUUUUAAGAGCAUGUUAUUUAAUGAAUAAAUUUCAUCAAACAAUCCCUUUUUAUUGGAUUCGUUAUUCGGAACAAUUCGUUAACGAAAUUAUUGGAAAAUGUUUGAAUAUUUUAUCUAUUGGUUGUGAACAAUUUAAUCAUGAACAAAACUAUCAUCAACUUCGUUUAACUCCAUUUCAUUUAUUUAGUCUUGUGGAUUGUGAAGCUAAAUGGUUUAUACAAUCUUCUCAUGGAACCUAUUGUUGUAAUGCCUUGAUUGUUCAAUUAAAGAAUAACUAUGAAUUAUUUGAAUUUAGUGUCUUAAUAUGUCUAAUUUAUAUGAAUAAAAAUAAUGCUAACAAUGUAGUUUCAUUGAAAUAUCAAGCGUGUACAAAUGAUCCAAAUAAUAAAUACUAUUAUACUUAUAAAGAAUUAAUCUAUACAUCAUUCCUUCAUGCUAUCCAUAUAAUAUGCCGUGUUCUAUGCUUUUCACAUGGAAGAAAUUUAUUCCCGCUUAAAUUAAAACAAUCAAAGACAAUAACAUUGAUAAAUGUAAAUCAACCAAUCACGGUCAAUUUAUUUUUGUGUACAAUGUUACAAUUUUUGCACAGAACCAUAUUCGCUGUAGAAGAAAUCCAUCAAACUUAUCAUCCUUUUAUGGUAAUCAAAAAUUGUUUAACUAAAUUAACUUUAUAUGAAGCAGUUUCUAGAAAUUGUUUUACAAGUGAUAAUUUGUCAAAUAAAAGCAAUUUAUCUAAUUUCAAUAUUAUCCAUGUUCAACAACCACUAUGUCUACAGUCUUCAUCAUCGUCUACAACUGUGGAAGAAGAUGAUUACAUCAAUUUACUUAAUUCCAAAGGAGAUUCUUCAUCAUUUAUAUCACUAUUGAUAAAGUAUCUAAUAGAAUUUAGCCUGAAUAAGGAUACAAUGAAAAUAGAAUUAAUGGAUUUGCAUAAAUUUGAAAUAUUUGUGGAAGUCUUCCAGAACAUCUUAUCUCAUAAAACUGGUCAAAUAAUUUUACAGAAUCUAAUAAGUAAGCCACUAAAUUUGAUCAGUAAUUUGCUAGAUUUCACAAUGAAACUUUUGUAUCAAUCAAUGGAAAUGAAAAACUUGUCUUCAUCAGUUGAUGAAUAUUAUGUUCUUUUGUUGAAUAUAUUAAUCAAAAUUAUUCAUUGUGGUCAGCAUUUAACCAAACGUGGAACAAGCUCACAUUUUGAAGAUAUACAUGAUUUCAAUUCUGUACUGAUUAAAAUGUGGUAUCAGAUUACAGAAACUAAACUGAUGUCUGAAAUAAACUUCAAUAGGAUUCAAGAAAACUUCUUAAAAGAUUUUCAAAACUGUUUAAUUUAUUCACUUGGUAGUCCAAUCGGAGUUGAAUUAUUCACUAAAUCAAAUUUGUUAAUCAACUUUACAAAAUUUUUACAAAAAUAUCUUGUGAAUGAACAUAAUAUAUCUUUUCGUCGACCACAUACAUGUGGUUUUUUAUUUAGUCAAUUAGCAUUAAAUAAAUCCAGUCUCUUGGCUUUAUCUCAAUCAGGUAUAAUUAGUUUAUUAGUUAAACAUGCUUGGCAGUCAAUUGAAUACUUUGAUAGUACAGGUCAUGUUAAUUUAACAGGGAAUUAUUCUACGGUUAAAACAUAUAAUCCACCAAUUUGGUCUAUUGAUCCCAUUGACAAAAUAGCAUAUAAGCCGUUUGUCAAUUUGGUCAGAGUUACAACUUCAUAUGAAUGCGUAGAAAAUUUACUCAACCCUAUGGAUUUAUUAACAAAUAAAGAAUAUUAUGAUUUUCGACUAGAUAUACCUACUAAUUUACCUGAAUUUUUUGAUCGUGUAAUAUUUGUCAACAAUAAUAUGGCUAAACUGAACUCAUUGUUCAAUCCUGACCAAUGUCAAGUAUUUGGUUUAAGAUUAUUAUCGUGUAUAAUAUCUUGUUUGGAUUCACUUUUGUGGUUUGAAGCAUAUCUCAAUCUAUCCGAUUAUUUGUUAAACUGCCAAAAUAUGGAAGAAUAUCUACCAACAAAUGUAAAUGUUAUGUAUGAUACAUUGACGAUUGAACGUAAUUAUCUACUUAUGAAAAUAUUUUUCAUUGGUGGACCAACUGAACGUGAAUUACCACCAAGAAUACUUUGUCAGCAUACUAAUAAUAUAUAUCCAUUUAUAAUGAUACAAAGUAAACCCGUCUAUGAUAAUUACUAUUACUGUACUACACCGGAAGGUAGUACCAGAAUUGAUAAUAAAUGUAAACAAUAUCCAUGUAUUAAUUGGUACAAUGAAAUGUUUCCUACAGCAUCGAUUAAAUCUCAACUCUUAACUAACUUAUUACAAAUUGAAUUAAUCAAUCAACCAAUCACAUCGUUUAAAGCAGCAAUGGAAUGGACUAAUCAAUGCCAAACAAUUUUAAAGAAUUAUAAUGGAAUUAUGAAACGUGGAGAAUUCAAUUUGGAAAAGAAAAAUACACUUAUUGGAAAUUUUUUGGAUCAAUGUUUACUAACAAUGAAUUAUAUGGAUGAAUCGAAUUCAUGUCUUCAAUCAUUGGUAAAAGCUAACACUGAAGAAAUAAAUGGUUUCACGCUUUCGAAAAUGGAUGAAAUCGCCGUCGAUUGGACAAUACGUUACGGUCUACGUAUCGGUUCACUGCCUCCUAUAUUCGAUUCAAAUGAAGUAACCUAUUCAGAACAAUAUAAAUUUUAUUCGGAACAAUUUCGUAAACUGUUGUGUACAAUUCGACUAGCUUUUAAUAUAGAGAGACAAUCAACAAACAAUAAUCAAAAACUCUCAACAGACGAACCAUUUGAUUGGUUUGUAGCUACAAUAUUUCUUAUCUAUCAAGGAAAUAAUGAUCAUGCAUGGAAUUUUCUUUGCAAAUAUUCAUCAUUUUUACAUUCAUUAUACUUAUGGCCAAAUAGAUGUAGAAAUCUAGUUAAAUAUCAUAAUUUAUUUUAUAUAAAAUCCUGUCAAUAUUUUGAACAUUUGUUAGCCCUUGAAUGUCCAAAUGUUUUCAACACGUUUGUUAUGGCUGAGAUGAGUCCAGCUCAAAUCUAUUUACGUUGGACAAAUCAAUGUUAUUGGAAUUAUUUUGAUUGGAUAAAUAUUGUAAAUUAUAUAAUCGUAUGUUUAUUACAUCCAAUACAUUUUCAAUUAUAUUUAAAUCUAUGUAUUAUACAACAUCUUAAUCCUGCUUUAUUACAUAUUACAAAUGAACAAUCAACAAAUCAAAAGCAACAACCAGAACAGUUGAUUAUAUUUUUACAAGAAGAACCAAUUAGAGGAUUCGAUUAUCUGAAACAUUUUUCAUAUAUGUAUGAAUUAAAUAAAAAAUAUACUGAACAUCUUGAUAUGUAUAAAUUGAAUUGAUUUUGAAUGAAUUAAUCAUUCUGAUC